This is a messenger RNA of Gopherus flavomarginatus (Mexican gopher tortoise), 4568 nucleotides long. Its product is annotated as zinc finger protein 501-like. The transcript is spliced from 4 exons. The record is from RefSeq and is a predicted model, not a curated record. Gene Ontology annotation, biological process: regulation of transcription by RNA polymerase II. Gene Ontology annotation, molecular function: DNA-binding transcription factor activity; RNA polymerase II cis-regulatory region sequence-specific DNA binding. Lineage: Eukaryota; Metazoa; Chordata; Testudines; Testudinidae. The coding region runs from base 601 to 1992 and encodes 463 amino acids.
GAACAGGUAGGGGAUGGAGUCCUAGGGGAAUAGUUAGGAGGGGACAGUCAGGGACAAGGAGAAGGGAAGCUUAGAUAGAGGGUGGGGUCCCGGGGGAUGGUUAGGGGCAGGAGUCCCGGGAGGGGGUGAUCAGGGAACAAGGAGCAGCGGGGGUUGGAUGGGUUGGGGAUUCUGUGGGUGGCAGUCAGGGGGAGGGAGUGGAUAGAGGGUGGAGCUCCCCCACAUGAAGUGUCCUCUUUUUUGAAAGUUCAAAUAUGGUAACCCUACUUUCCACCUUCUGUUUGCUAACGAACUCCUGCCUGUUAGUCAGAAUCAACCCAGAAAUGCCUGUCCCCCUAGUUAUUACGUCCAUCUUCUGAAGCAAACAGGUGUCCCCAAUAAUUCCUUUUCUAACAGGUGUCUGGGUAGUUAAAGCCCCCCCCCCCAAUUACUAAUUGUGUUUUGAAUAUUUCUGUUGUUUGCAUGAUAGAGUCGAGAACAUCCAUCUGUGAGGAAAGAGCCGGGGGGAACUGUGAUGUGACGUGACUGUCCUGUUCUGACACGUCCCCUUCUUGCCCUGACAGGCUGCAGCGUUACAUCCCAUCCUUCCAGGGAAGUGAAAUGGCUGCCGUGGAGCCAGCUCAGGGGCCGGUGACUUUCGAGGAGGUGGCUGUGUAUUUCACUAGGGAGGAAUGGGCUCUUCUGGACUCUGUUCAGAGAGCCCUCUACAGGGAUGUCAUGCAGGAGAACUAUGAGACGGUGACCUCGCUGGUAGGGUUUCCAGUUUCCAAACCUGAUAUGAUCUCCCAGGUGGAACGAGGGGAAGAGCCGUGGGUUCCAGACCUCCGUGGCUCUGAGAAAGAAGUGCUUCCAAGAGCUGCCUGCACAGGUAGUGACCUGUGUCUGGAUUCUCUCUGUCUCCCAUCAGGUGAUGGGAUGGUGAGUGAGAAUGAGGAGGAGAAACCCCAUCAGGAAGAUGCUGAGCAAAGAGAAUCACAUGGAAUGUCAUCAGGAAGAUCCAAAGAGAAUGUUUCCAGGAGUUGUGCACUCCCAGAAAAACCAAAAGCCUGUGAGACUCAGGGGAAGCCAGAGGGAAACUUUAGUAGCCUCUCAGUCCUUAAAGCAAGCGGUAGAAUCAACUUGGACGAGACAUGCUACACGUGCACUGAGUGCGGGAAAAGCUUCAAUCGGAGCUCACACCUUAUCACACAUCAUAGAAUCCACACAGGAGAGACGCCCUACACAUGCGCUGAGUGUGGGAGAAGCUUCAAUCAGAGCUCUACCCUGAACACACAUUGUAGAAUCCACACAGGAGAGACGCCCUACACAUGCACAGAGUGUGGGAAAAGCUUCAAUCAGAGCUCUACCCUGAACACACAUCGUAGAAUCCACACAGGAGAGACGCCCUACACAUGCACUGAGUGUGGGAAAAGCUUCAAUCGGAGCUCUACCCUGAACACACAUCGUAGAAUCCACACAGGAGAGAUGCCUUACACAUGCUCUGAGUGCGGGAGAAGCUUUAAUCGGAGCUCACACCUUAUCGGACAUCAGAGAAUCCACGCAAGGGAGAUGCCCUACACAUGCUCUGAGUGCGGGAAAAGCUUCAGUCAGCGCUCACACCUUAACACACAUCAGAAAAUCCACAGAGGAGAGACGCUCUACACAUGCGCUGAGUGUGAGAAAAGCUUCAGUCAGCGCUCACACCUUAUCAGACAUUGUAGAAUCCACACAGGAGAGACGCCCUACACAUGCGCUGAGUGUGGGAAAAGCUUCAAUCGGUGCUCAAACCUUAUCAGACAUCAGAGAAUGCACACAAGAGAGACGCCCUACACAUGCUCUGAGUGUGGGAAAAGCUUCAAUCGGAGCUCUACCCUGAACACACAUCGUAGAAUCCACACAAGGGAGAUGCCCUACACAUGCUCUGAGUGCGAGCAAAGCUUCAGUCAGCGCUCAAGGCUCAUUAGACAUCAGAAAAUGCACAGAAGAGAGAAUUGUAAUAAAUCUCUUGACUAGGGUUGGCAAAAACGAUUUUUUUAAAAAAAAAUCACAUUAGUUAAUUCCCACAUAGUGAUUUUUGCAUCAUCUUCACCGUGGUGUCUCAGCUCCACCAGAUAAGUUGCCGCCUUCUGCCUUUUGCAGCUCAUCCUUCUUUGGGGUCAGUCCUAUGAUCUUUUCUAUCAACUCCUUUCCUUUUGAGUCAUAGGAGUGUGUAUCCCUCAAGCCAGGAAUGUUCAUGAGUUCCAAGUUGGGGAGAGAGGUUUGAUCCCAGCAAGGUACACUGAGGCAAAAACUACUUGUGCCUUCCAUCCACGAGGACUGUAGAUGGCGUUAGCUGCUCAAGUUAGUGAUCUUAAUAUAAAAAGUUGUAGUGCAGAUGCAGCCCAGGUGCAGUGGUUGGCAUUAGCUUUCCCCUUGACCUGACUUAAACUCCAUCACUGUUCCUAGUCUAAACUAACCCUGAGCAUCACGGUUAUCCUGUUCCCCCAUUUCAAAGCAAUUGUUAGUCAUCGAGUUCUCCCUUGGGGAACAAAUUGUUUCAUUCCCAGUUGUUCUGAUGUUGCUUCAGGUUGUGCUGGAGAGCAGAUAUUUUCAUUAUUAUUUUCCGCACUUAAAAUAUAUUGAACUAUAACAAAGAGCAGGAGGAAGGCAGGGAUAGGGAAAAAUGUCAUUUCAUCCUCUAUAACAGACAUUGUUAGGAUAUGUCUGAAAGAGUCCCUUAUUCCCCAUCACUGUCCUCCUUCAAUCCAUGCUAGAACCUAAGAAUCCUUUUCCUUUCCCCAGUUGUGGGAUGGGAGACUUCCAAAACUGCUCCCUGUGCUAUAGCACAUGGCUAAGCUCAGAGAAUAAACCCCAAAUCUCCCCUGAGCUUAGCUUUUUGAAUUCUGUAUUUCCGAUUGCUUCAAGCCUGGGCAUUUUGAUUAUUAACCAGUUUCUCUAGCACUGUUCCUACCACUGUUUCUGUAACAUAUUUUGUUUUUUAGGGGACAGGGUUAUUAUUCCUUUGCCUAACCCCAACCUGGAAGGCCAGGGUGUCUAUUUUCUCUGGCCCCUCCCCACAGACAAAUCUGACAGGGUUGAACCUGCCUGGAGCAAACAAAAAGCCCCACCGGUCACACAAACAAAGCGGAUAGACACACACAAGACACAGAAGAAACUGAAUAAUGUGAGCUAUCAACAUUUCCACUUUCUCGCAGCAUGUUAGUUCUGAAGCUUGUUUUAAUUUCUUUUCUUGGAACCAGAACUGGGGAAAGAGAACACUGGAGUCAGUGGAAUUACAGCAGGAAGGGAUAAGUCUCAUGAUUCGUCACUAACCAAAGCUUUGUAAACAGAGCGAUAAUGUUACUGAAUGGUCUGGCUAACCCUGCAGUUAGAAACAAUCAGCUCUAUGGGUGGUAAAUUGACAGAGGCUUUGCUGCUGAACAUGAAAUAGCAGCUGUUGAAAGGUAAUAUGCUUCUAUUUCAAUGCCUCUGGAAGUACAGAAAACAGUGAUCUAUGUUAAAGGCAAGUUGCCAUUUCUCAGUGCCCCAAUUUCUAUUGUAUGUGUACAGGAAGGUUUGAAUGUGUAGCAGGUAGUUUGGUAAAGCUUAGCUAUUUUGUGUGUGUAACAGGCUCCUGCCCACCUCCAGCAGAGGUUUCAGUCACAUACUAUGGCAACUUACCGAAUGUCAAACAAAUUAGUCCAUUCCUCCCCAUAGUCAGUCUCUGAUGGGAAUGUUAGAAUGAUGCAGAGAAGUGGGAGAGUAUCGCAGUAGGAAUACAUUAAAAAAGUGGGAUUAAUCGGAGCUGUGAUGCAGACAGAGCCUGUUCUAGAGCUGGUGAAGUGACAGGGACACACUCCCACUAGUGCUGGCUCUGAGAUAACAGCAGAAGCAGACUGAGGAGAAUGAGCUCCUGUGGGAGCUAUGGGCAGCUGCCCUGUCAGUGCACCACUCACCUGGCAGGUGUUACACAAAACACAGCACUUCCCAUCUGGAAGAGAAACACUUCCCCCUUUGCCACUACUUCAUUAUACCAUCCAUGAGGCUGUUUGUCGUGCAGGACUUUGAUCUCUUUGGGUGGUCUAUGGUGAUUCAUAAAAGAGCCAUUAGGGGAGCAGGAGUCAUCCCAAUGGAAAUCUCUUCACUUCUUUCUCAGUGUUACCUUCUUAGCCCUGGCUUUGGAGAUGACCUUCGCCUUAUCCUAUCUUGAUUUUAGGUAGGAUUUUGAUCACCUUCUGGGGCUUGGCAGCUUAGGCCUUUUGUGGGCUUUUCUCUGCCUUUUUGGUCCCCGCUGCAGUCAGUACAUGCUAGACAUGGGCAUGGUGACCUUCCUGAGGUUCUUGACAGCUUUAGCCAGCUUUUUGGGGGCUAUUUUCCUGCUCACAGCCACUGUCGUCUUCUCAUGCCUUGUCCUGGGGCCCAGCUGCUGGUUGAAUGUGAAGGAGCCAAAGUGCCGGUGACUUUAGCCCGCACCAAGUUGCCUUUGCUCGCCAGACUCCUGAACCCCAACUGAACGUGGUUCUUCUGCACAGCACAGCUGUGGAGAAGAGGGAUCUGCAAAUGUACAUUCCUAUGAUCCCUUUGUUUAAUGGAUGAAAACAUAAAGCAGA